GGUGGGGUUGUGAGCCUGGGGGGAGGAGGGUGGUUCUGAGCAGAAACAGAGUGAGCCCCAUUUCGUAUUACACACGAAUACAGAAAAAAGAAAAGGGAAUCCUGAGCUGAGGCUCUUUACUUCGGGAGACAUUUAACUGUUUUUUAUGGAGACUGCUGGUCUGGAAAAUGAAGAUCUCUUCUGUGGUCAUAGUUCUCCUGACUAAAGCGUUCAUUGGAGAAGUGUGCCAGGCCAUCAACAUCACUGUCACCCCCUCCCCGUUUACGGUGGCCCAGGAGGGUGAGAACGUCACCCUGACCUGCCAGGUGUCCCAGAGACGUCGCUCCAGCAGCCUGCCCGUAGUCAAAUGGACAUUCCUGCCGGAACGUUCUUCAAGCGACAAAGAGUUCCUCAUUGCUAGGGUCAACAUGAGAAAGGCCAGGUUCUAUGGGGACUAUACCAAGAGCUUCCCCUGGCCUAAGUUGAAGCUGACAGUGGUCAAGCAGGGGAAGAUUUUCGACCUGCUCAUUAUGAACAUCUCAGCGGAGGACCGUGGACUCUACAUAUGCCGGGUACAGGAGUUCAAGAAGCACCAGAACCGAUGGAAGGCAUCAACAAACUGUACGGCCGCCACCGAGCUUAGAGUGCAUGUCCUACCAGCGACCACGGCCAAGGAGAGUCUGUGGAGCCUGUUUGAAGACGUGUACCUGUGCGCUGUGCUGAUCUGCUCUGUGGGACUGGUGUGCAUGUGCAUGUUCACCGUGGCGGUGACCUGCCAAUAUGUUCAGAGGAAGAAGAAGUUAAAAGACAACUACCAUUUGGUCAAGAGUCUACAGAACAGUUCAGGGGAGACGGUGACCAGUCUAGUCAGUGUGUCUCCUGCUCUGCCCAAAAAGCAGAGGAGGUACAGGAGGAAACGAAGCAAAGCCCAGUCAGAGAUACCACCAGAGAUACCAGUUAAAGCACCCAUAGCAAACAAAAUCCCCAAACCCAAACUUUUAAAGGUACAGCCGAUGAAAGUGGUCUUGCCAAAGAUUGCAGAAGAGAGCCUGACAUAUGCAGAGUUGGAGCUGGUCAAGCCCCUGCCGGACAACAAAGCCUCGUGCACAAGCACUGUGUACGCCCAAAUCCUCUUUGAGGAGAGCAAUACUGCAGCUGCAAAGGUUGACAUUAAGGCAACAAUUAGACGCCCGCCCAUUUGUGUUAUUUGUGUUAUCACGCAGCUCUUUCAACUGGUGCCAAAGUCAACGGGCUCUUGGCGACACACUUGUACCCAGAGCUGUGAUCAGCUGUGACAGAGCAGUUUAACUGGCUACAAACGAAAGGCCUUGUUUGGCUUGACUUGUAUCACCAGGGUUUUCCUCUCACCUUAUGAUUACAAAGCACAUGAUUACUUAAGUUUUUAUUUUAUUUUUUACUCCUGGUAAGAACAACACCAAUGACCAAAUGCCGUUUCUUUAUCUCUCAAGAUCUGAACAACAGCGGAGAUUUUGUCUUCUGUUUUUUAAAACUUUUCUGUGAAUGUAAGUGUGUGUAAAAAUGCUUAGUAUGUUUAAUGACCCCUUGGAUCUAACCAUGGAAAACCGAGCAAAACAACAGUGUUUUUUUUCUCCCCCAGUGAACUUGAAAUGCCAGACAUCCAGGCACCAUAACCAUUCCCCAUCCACCAGUUCUCUCUCUCAUAUAUGAAGAUCUAUACAUAGACUAAUAAUCACCAGAGUGCAUUGAGACGAUUCCAUGUAGGAAAAACAAAUCCUUCCCACAUCCAUUGACAACAACGAAAUCUAUCUAUAUCUAUCUACACACAUCUACACAAUGGUUCAAAGUAGCCUUCCUGGGGUGAGAAAAACGUCUUAAAACCUUUUUAAACUGUGAAAAUUGAAGUCUCCUCCAAACCACGUUUGACUUAAUGUGGAGGCCACUGCGUGGACCUCUAACUAGAACCAUGUGUGAACGCUGAACUCUGCACUUUCCUCUGCACUUUUCCUUUGCCAUUCGUUUCACCCGGAGAGUGCCGUCGCCCGCACUCAUCAACAUUACUCUCCAUUCCAGUUGGAGCACCUCUGUUAUUUGUUUUUGUCAUUUGAAAAUGAAGUCGUCGCUGUCUGAUGAAAACCUCAUAACUAAUUUUUUGCCAAUUUAAAUGUUUUUUCAUUUAUUGAAAGCAAUAUGUCCCCUCAAUGUACUCUCAACAUUGCAUGACUCUCGGACCAAGAAAAUGUAUUCAAAAUAGCUUCUGAAGUUUCAUAAUUGUAUGUUCAUUAAUGUGAAAAUAUGGUCAUUUUUUCAUUUACUGAAAAGUUUCUGUUUUGGAGAUGAGGGUUCAUCAGACAGCGACGAUAUAUGUGUGUGUGUAUAAUGUAUCAUAUGUGCUGUAUAAACAUAAAGUGGAUGUAUAUGGUCAGUGGUUAAUA
Molecule: messenger RNA, 2393 nt
Organism: Oncorhynchus keta (chum salmon)
Lineage: Eukaryota; Metazoa; Chordata; Actinopteri; Salmoniformes; Salmonidae
Product: V-set and transmembrane domain-containing protein 4-like
Exons: 9
Coding region: 168-1274 (368 amino acids)
Source: RefSeq, a predicted model, not a curated record